CAUCAUCUGCAGAAUGAAAUCCAAACGAGCCUGAUGAUCUCAAAUCCACAUUUCCAGCCUCUGUCUCCAAAUACAGAAAAGUGAUUUCCAACUUAUGCUUGUAAAUGUGGAAGUAAAAUAGGCUCUAAUGAAAAUGCUCUAUAAAAUCCCAAGGUUGCAUGAUGGAAUUUGGACAUUACCUCAAGAGGUUUUAUGUUUUGGAUUAGCUAAUUGUGUUUGUCCUCUGCUGACUAUUUCUUCGGAGUCAUAUUUUUGGUGUCCUUUUGAGGCAUUAAACCCAAAGGGAUUAUACCAUGGACUACAAGGAGAGCUGCCCAAGUGUAAGCAUUCCCAGCUCUGAUGAACACAGAGAGAAAAAGAAGAGGUUUACUGUUUAUAAAGUUCUGGUCUCAGUGGGCAGGAGUGAGUGGUUUGUCUUCAGAAGAUAUGCAGAGUUUGAUAAACUUUAUAAUACUUUAAAGAAACAAUUUCCUGCUAUGGCCCUGAAGAUUCCUGCCAAGAGAAUAUUUGGUGAUAAUUUUGAUCCAGAUUUUAUUAAACAAAGAAGAGCAGGACUGAAUGAAUUCAUUCAGAACUUAGUUAGGUAUCCAGAGCUUUACAACCAUCCAGAUGUCAGAGCAUUCCUUCAAAUGGACAGUCCAAAACAUCAGUCAGAUCCAUCUGAAGAUGAGGAUGAAAGAAGUAUUCAGAAGCUACACUCUACCUCACAGAACAUCAACCUGGGACCAUCUGGAAAUCCUCAUGCUAAACCAUCAGACUUUGAUUUCCUGAAAGUUAUCGGAAAAGGCAGCUUUGGCAAGGUUCUUCUUGCAAAACGGAAACUGGAUGGAAAAUUUUAUGCUGUCAAGGUGUUACAGAAAAAAAUAGUUCUGAACAGAAAAGAGCAAAAACAUAUUAUGGCUGAACGUAAUGUGCUCUUGAAAAAUGUGAAACAUCCAUUUUUGGUUGGGUUACAUUAUUCUUUCCAAACAACUGAAAAGCUGUAUUUUGUUCUGGAUUUUGUUAAUGGAGGAGAGCUGUUUUUUCACUUACAAAGAGAACGGUCCUUUCCUGAACACAGAGCUAGGUUUUAUGCUGCUGAAAUUGCCAGUGCAUUGGGUUACUUGCAUGCAAUCAAAAUAGUGUACAGAGACUUGAAACCAGAAAAUAUUCUUUUGGAUUCAGUAGGACAUGUUGUCUUAACAGAUUUCGGGCUUUGUAAAGAAGGAAUUGCUACUUCUGACACCACCACCACAUUUUGUGGGACACCAGAGUACCUUGCACCUGAAGUAAUCAGAAAACAGCCCUAUGAUAAUACUGUGGAUUGGUGGUGCCUUGGUGCUGUUUUGUAUGAAAUGCUGUAUGGAUUGCCUCCUUUUUAUUGCCGAGACGUUGCUGAAAUGUAUGACAAUAUUCUUCACAAGCCCCUAAAUUUGAGGCCAGGAGUGAGCCUCACAGCCUGGUCCAUUCUGGAAGAACUCCUAGAAAAAGACAGGCAAAACCGACUUGGUGCCAAAGAAGACUUUCUUGAAAUUCAGAAUCAUCCUUUUUUUGAAUCACUCAGCUGGACCGACCUCAUACAAAAGAAGAUUCCACCGCCAUUUAAUCCAAAUGUGGCAGGACCAGAUGAUAUCAGGAACUUUGAUGCAGCAUUUACAGAAGAAACAGUUCCAUGUUCUGUGUGUGUGUCUUCUGACUAUUCUAUAGUGAAUGCCAGUGUACUGGAGGCAGAUGAUGCCUUUGUUGGUUUCUCUUAUGCACCUCCUUCAGAAGACUUAUUUUUGUGAACAGUUUGCCAUCCAGAAGCCAUCGAGCAAAUAUAAGCCUAUGGAUGAGACUGAAACUCCUGUUUGUGUGCAUAUAUUCAAAUAUGUUUAACUAGUGCCUCAUUUUACAUGUAAUGUUAAAAACUAUGAAAAAUGUAUUUUCUGCUGUAUGCAAGAAAAUAGUGCAUUUCAAAGAACUAAGUUUUGAAUUAAAAUUUGUAUUCUUGUUUAUUAGGCUUAUUUUUAAACAAAUUUUAAAAGCUAUUGUUCUUAGCUUAACCUAUUUUUAAAGAAAACUUUUUUGCUAAUGACUGUUCUUUCCCUGUAAGUUUACACGAACAUCUACUGAAGAUAGAUUGUUCCUCAACAGUCUAUGUCAGUUCAGUUAACAUAUAUUAAAUGCCUUUGUAACUCUCUACUUUGACCUUUGUUCUCAGAUCAGAUCUAUGCAAUUGGUACAUGGUUGUUUAAGAAGAAACUGUAUCUUUCCAUAAUAAAUCACUAUUUGACGUAACCAAUUCUUGGUAGGAUUAAAAUGUAAAAAUAUAGUUAACACAUUGGCUGCUAAUUAACGCUUUGAAUAAGUGUUCAUUCUGUAGAUCAAAUUAAGAAGUACAAAAGGAAAUACUUUGCUUUUGAAAUACCAAUUCAAAUUUGUGAAUUAGUGUUCCUUUGCAGAAAAAGUAAGAGUUUAAUAGUUACAAAUUUUGAGUAUUCCCAAAGAUCUGAAAGGUACUGCUGGAUAUUAUUUUAGGUGGUGCCAAAAAUGAAUGUCUCUGUGUUAUGUAUUUAUAUUAUAAAUACAUUCUAUUUAUGUUCCUUUUGGUCUUUUGAAUGUUUAAUAUAUUGCUAGGUAGGUCUAAAUCUUGGUAUUUGUUUUUACAAAUAGCUAUUCAAAACUGUCUUACUAAUUGGUUAAGUGAAAAAUACUGAGCUUUCUAGAGUAUUUACCUACUUGGGAAUUAAAAAGUAGAAGAGCAAAUUCUGGGUCAGUAUAAAUGUAUUUCACUACAAUGUAACAAAAGUUAAAAAUAAUUCAGGUAAAUGCAUGGUCAGUAUCUUAGCAGAAAGACAGGCAACUGGCCUUAAAAUCAUACUGACAACCAACCAACUUGUGUACUUGUAAUUGUGAAAGAGAAUAACUACAGAAAAACUAAAAAAGAAUGCUUAUCUUGGAAUUCUGAUUCUUGGUUUAGCGUAGAGAUUUUUCAAGUCAUGUUGGAAACAUUAUGGAAGAGUUUAGUGACCAAGUUUAGGUUCUUCAAGAACAAGCAUUCUUUCCAUGUAUUUUAUCUUAAGAAAGAAAUCACGAGAGCAUUUCAUACCAACACCCUUUAGCUUAAAAAUGUUCAGCUGAGUGGGAGGAGGGGAGUGUGCUUUUGUUAGAUUAAUAAUAUUUGCAUCCAAUACACUGAAUCUUCCUUCAGAGGUAAGACUUUAAUAGUGACACUGUAAAUAUUUGCUUUAUUGGCACUAUUGUAAGUUCUGCUUUUACACAAAGCUCUUUGCUGAUUAUAAAGCAAAAUAAAAACUAUAAUUUCUUGUA
This is a messenger RNA of Manis pentadactyla (Chinese pangolin), 3291 nucleotides long. It is a transcript of the gene SGK3, whose product is annotated as serum/glucocorticoid regulated kinase family member 3. Gene Ontology annotation, biological process: protein phosphorylation. Bases 294 to 1766 code for a protein of 490 amino acids. Lineage: Eukaryota; Metazoa; Chordata; Mammalia; Pholidota; Manidae. Gene Ontology annotation, molecular function: phosphatidylinositol binding; ATP binding; protein serine/threonine kinase activity. The record is from RefSeq and is a predicted model, not a curated record. The transcript has 17 exons.